UGUUUAGACGGGAAUAUUUUGAUACGUUUGUUAUUGUUUGAUGUGAUUGUGAUACCAAUACUCGUGUAGUGAUGGGUGUGUAGUGGAAUGGAUAUUUGUUGAAGCGGUUGAUAAUGUCGAAGACUCUCAACGCAUAUAGAAUAAAGAAGAUCGAAUCGCUCGGCAGGAUGACGGCGAUGUCGCAGGAGGAGAUGGUCGCCGGCGCGCGCACCGUCGCCGCAGGGCUCGAGGCCCUCAGGGCUGAACACGCGCAGCUGUUGGCUGGGUUAGCAGCCAAUACAGAGCAUGAACAUGAGAAGGCUGCGCUUGUGAGGAAGAGCAUCGAUGCUAUCGAGCUGGGACUUGGAGAGGCACAGGUGAUGAUGGCCCUAGCCUCCCACCUCCAAUCAGUCGAGGCCGAGAAACAGAAGCUCCGCACCCAGGUCCGCCGUCUGUGCCAGGAGAACGCCUGGCUGCGGGACGAGCUGGCCGCUGCACAGCAAAGACUGCAGGCUUCGGAGCAAAGAGUUGCACAACUCGAAGAGGAGAACAAGCAUUUGGACUUCAUGGCAUCCAUACGCAAAUACGACAGCGACGUGACAGAAGAAUCGGAGACCAGUCGCAGCGCACAGUCAGAGAGCAAGCGUGACGACCCCAUGGUCGAUCUGUUCCCGGAUGAUGACCACGAUGAUAAUCGCAACAACAAGUCGAUGUCCCCGACCCCGCAGUCGCAGUUCGCGCAGCAGGUGACGGCGGGGUACGAGAUCCCGGCGCGGCUGCGCACGCUGCACAACCUCGUGAUCCAGUACGCGUCGCAGGGCCGCUACGAGGUGGCCGUGCCGCUGUGCAAGCAGGCGCUCGAGGACCUCGAGAAGACCUCGGGCCACGACCACCCCGACGUGGCCACCAUGCUCAACAUACUGGCGCUGGUCUACAGGGACCAGAACAAGUACAAGGAAGCGGCGAAUCUGCUGAACGAUGCUCUCUCCAUCCGUGAGAAGACGCUCGGUGAAAACCACCCCGCUGUCGCCGCCACACUCAACAACCUGGCUGUUCUAUAUGGCAAACGAGGCAAGUACCGCGAGGCGGAGCCACUGUGCAAGCGCGCGCUCUGCAUCCGCGAGGCCGUGCUGGGCCGCGACCACCCCGACGUGGCCAAGCAGCUCAACAACCUCGCGCUGCUCUGCCAGAACCAGAACAAAUAUGAGGAAGUGGAGCAGUACUACCAGCGCGCGCUGGAGAUAUACGAGAGCAAGCUCGGCCCCGACGACCCCAACGUCGCCAAGACCAAGAACAACCUCGCCUCCUGCUACCUCAAGCAGGGAAAGUACAAAGAGGCGGAGACGUUAUACAAGCAAGUGCUGACGCGGGCGCACGAGCGGGAAUUCGGAACCAUCGACGGCGACAACAAGCCCAUCUGGCAAGUGGCGGAAGAGCGUGAGGAGAACAAACACCUGCAGAAGGAAAACGCGCCGUACGGGGAAUAUGGCGGCUGGCACAAAGCUGCCAAGGUGGACUCGCCGACGGUGACCACCACCCUGAAGAACCUGGGCGCGCUGUACCGGCGCCAGGGCAAGUACGAGGCGGCCGAGACCCUCGAGGACUGCGCGCUGCGCAGCAGGAAGGAGGCGUUGGACAUCGUGAAGCAGUCGCGGCGCCGCCCCGGCCGCGACGAGCCGCCGCCCGACAACCACGACGAGGGUGCGAACCCGGCGAGCGAGCCCCGCAUGAACCUAAAGUCGAAGCUGUUCAAUGCGCUAGGCAUCAACACGCAGCAGCCGUAGUUAGUUAGUUAAUUAGUUAGUUAGUUAAGUUAGUUUAAGUCACGCUUGGACGCGGGUGACGCUGGGCGAGGUGUUAGUUACAUUACCCGACUGCGUGAAGCAUAGGGG
Messenger RNA from Cydia amplana, 1871 nucleotides. It is a transcript of the gene Klc, whose product is annotated as kinesin light chain. The record is from RefSeq and is a predicted model, not a curated record. The coding region runs from base 114 to 1763 and encodes 549 amino acids. Lineage: Eukaryota; Metazoa; Arthropoda; Insecta; Lepidoptera; Tortricidae. Gene Ontology annotation, biological process: microtubule-based movement. Gene Ontology annotation, molecular function: kinesin binding. Gene Ontology annotation, cellular component: cytoplasm; kinesin complex. The transcript has 13 exons.